AUGGCAGACAAUGGUGAACAUUGCCUAGCAAAAUAUAGACUUGGGGAGGUCAGGUGGUCAUGCACAAACUUAUUGUAUACCAUCAGAGUCAGAGCUUGUCAGAUUUCUACCACUGUGGAUGGUCUUACUGACAUUGGUGAAGGUGGUCAAGACAUGAUGAACAAUGGCUACCAUCACCCAGCAAAAUAUAGACAGGGGGAGGCUUUCCCCACAUGGAAAUCACCCCCUGACAUUGGUUGUGGUGACAUGCUGAACAAUGAUGAACAUGGUCUAGCAACAUGUAGACUGGGGGAAGUCGGUAAACACAUGGUCCAGCAAAGUAUCUACAGCAGGAAGUCAGGUGGUCAUGCUGAAACCAAUCAGUGUUCCAUAGCCUUCAACACUUUGGAUAGUCUGCCUGACCACCUUACAGGGGGAAUCAAUGGUAAUGGUGCUGAACAGUAUCUAUCAGGACAUGGAGUCUUCAUGCCUUGGACAUGGUACAUUUACAAGAUAGAUUAUUACUACCUGUCUUCCCUUGGAUUCAUCCACAAUCUCAAAGCCUUGUUGGAAAAAGAUCGACAUGUUAGGUUGGCUCCAGGAGGCUCUGAAGGGUCCAUCUGGCCAUGCCAGGUCACCCAUGCUGACAAUAAAGUCAUCGUGGAGCUCCCCCAUCACUACUACAAGCCUAUUCAGGCUUUCACCUGGAGAGAAAAGGUGAUCUGGCUGGUGCUUCACUUCAAGAAGGAGGUGGAGGUGGAAGAGCUGCUGGUGGAGAAUCUGACCAUGAUCCUCGCAUAUAUGAACAGGGUUUUCAUUCAAGUAGUUGCAGAGGUGAAGAAAAAUAUUUUGUGUGGUGCCAUGAACCAGCCCAGCAUUUCAGAGGUUGACUGGGUUCACCGUGAGCAUGCCCUGGAUGAGAUGUGGUAUGGGAGCUGGACUCAGUUUGAAAUGGAUGAGAAGAUGAAGACUGUGGAUGUGGCACAGAAACUGAUCGAUGUGAUGGUGGACUUCAAUGAUCCAGUGGAGGACGAGGACCCUGACUUUGGAUACACAUACAAGGAACAUCUACAAGGCAGCACUGCAGAUAAAGGCAAGGGAAAGGUGCAGGGAGAGGGAGAUGAUAGCAUUGGAGGAGGUCAUUGUGGUGGUGGGAUCAGAUGCUGGUGCAACCCUGAAGCAACAGCAACAUGUGUUGUACACUAUUUGAAGUUUGGCAGUCUUGGGGUCUGUCAUGCAAUCGACAAGGAGAAGCUACUAUCACUAUGUGGUCCAAUGGAUGACCCUCUUGCCAUUGAAAUGGGCCUGCAGAUGAGAGGAGAAAAUGAGAUCCCUGAGGAGACCAUGGUGAAGGUCACAUCUACGAAUCUCUACCUCAAGAUCACUGAAGACCAUGCUCAGAGCAAACUGUAUGCAAAUUUCCGCCCCACCCUCCUCAGAAACAUUGUCCAUCUGGACAACAUCAUCGAAGCCCUCAUCCACCCAAGCAUUGGUAUGAAAGAAGAAGAUAUUCCAACACAUCACUGUCCCAACUUCGAGGAAUUCCUGUCAUCAGAAAUGGACUGGGAUCAUUAUGCUGAUUGGAUCCCAGAAUGUUUCUUUGGGGGAGAAUAUGAUUGGGAGGUAGAUUCAGUUCCUGAUGAAGACCUUCCAAAGAUGUGGGACAAAGUGGCCGAAUGGUAUUCACAAGAACUGGACCCACAUUGGAUAUCUCAGUGGGUGGUAUGGGAUGAGGGGCUUGGUUUCAAGGAUGAAGAAAAGGGUACAGAUGAUGGUCGAUUGGAUGGGGACAUAGAUCAACAGAACAUGAGUGAUGUGGACCAGGACAUGGAGCAUGGAGAUGAUACAAAUCCUGAGAUCAGUGGGAGAGAGGAUCAUGGAGGGGAAGGGGGCAAUGGGGGGAAAGGAUGUGAUGAGAAUGAAGAAGAGGACAGUGAGGGCAGCAAUGAUAUGGGGAAAAAUGAUGGAUGUGGGGAACAGGACUCUGAUCUGGCUGUGACACAGAAGCAGCAGUUGUCAGAGGGCAGCGAUGAAGAACAGGGUGGCCAACAGAAAAGACCAUCUCCAAACCCUCCUGCUGCACAUCCCGACUGGGAAGGCGACCAGCCAAUAGGGUUUACCCAUUGGUCUCUGCCACUGGAUUCAGACAUGAUUGAAUCACAAGUUGACUUCCCCUUGGACUCAUUUUCCCAAGGUGCUAGCAUUGUAAAUGAGGGCCUAGAUCCCACACUGUUUCCAGUGGCUGUUGGGGAUGACAAAAUCACUACCCAUGCAGAUGAUCCACCUGUGAACCAGCAAUCUGGGAGGGAGCCUGGAGGGAGGCAGAAAGGAAAGGGGGUGGCAACGACAAAGGAAUUUGUUACCACACAGCUCCUGCAAAGCCAGAAAUCCUCAGGCACCCCUCAAACGGAGCUUGCCCACAAUUUCGAUAUGAUCAACAUGACAGUCAGUCCAAGGAAGUGCACCAUCGCCAGAACACUGCCUGAAGGAAUGUGGGAGGUUUCUCCGAUGCCUGGUCCAUCUAACAUUAACCAACCACUCAUGUCAACCAAUACACAAACUCAAAUCACACUCGAUAGCAAGGAGGUAGCUACAUUCCUGAAAACAAUUCCUGGUGUUGUCCAAUCAUUGGCCAAAGGUUGCAAGGACAGAGAGGAGGGUAUCAAUGAACAGUUCAAGCAAUUUUUCUUGAAUUUGAGAGCAAUCAGCAAGGUGCAUGGACAGAAGGUCUCUGAUGUUUUUUCACAUCUCAAAGCCACCAAUGAAAUGCAUAUGCAGCAUACUUGGGUUUGCAUCUUCAGAAGAUGGAAAGGCAUGAAGGACACAGUCAUCGACAUCAAUGUCAAGAAGGGGUACUUGAUACUUGCAAAUCAAUCUGGCUUGGGGAUGAAAAAGAAUGCUUAG
This is a messenger RNA of Pisolithus orientalis, 2883 nucleotides long. RefSeq lists its product as uncharacterized. The record is from RefSeq and is a predicted model, not a curated record. The transcript has 22 exons. Bases 1 to 2883 code for a protein of 960 amino acids. NCBI's taxonomy places the organism in Eukaryota, Fungi, Basidiomycota, Agaricomycetes, Boletales, Pisolithaceae.